CCUUCUUCCAUUUCAAUAUUGUUCCGACUUCACAAAUUUCCGUAUCACCAAAUUUCCCCCAAAUCCUGUUCCUAAAACCCCACUUUCUCUCCCUUACGCGUUAACUAGGGUUUUCCCCUUCAUCUCUCUCUCUCUCUCUUCGAUGGAAUCUCUAAAGAAGCGCAAAGCCGACGAAAAUGGUAAUUCCUUUGUUACCGACCAAACCCUAAUCUCACCUACAGAGUUAACGCCACCAUCUGAAAACCAAACUUUAACUCUAGACGACGCACGCAAACUCCUCGAACCUUUUACGCACGAACAGAUCCUCUCUCUCCUUCAAUCCGCCGUCGUUCGCUACUCCGACGUCCUCUCUUCCGCUCGCGCGCUCGCUGAUUCCGACGUUUCGCGUCGUAAACUCUUCGUUCCUGGCCUCGGCCCUAACACAACAACAGAUUCUCUCAAAUCACUCUUUUCUACUUACGGAGAACUCGAUGAAGCCGUUGUUAUCACCGAUAAAACCACGGGUAAGUCCAAAGGUUAUGGAUUUGUUACUUUUAAGCAUGUUGAUGGUGCUCUUUUGGCGCUUCGUCAGCCUAGCAAGAAGAUUGAUGGUCGUAUGACUGUCACUCAUUUAGCGUCGGCAGGCCGUGGGCCGAAUAGUGAGGACCAAGCGACUAGAAAGAUUUAUGUUGGGAAUGUUCCUUACGAGAUUUCUGCUGAGAGAUUGUUGGAUUUCUUUGCUGCUUUUGGGGAGAUUGAAGAGGGUCCUUUAGGGUUUGAUAGGCAAGGUGGGAAAGCGAGGGGGUUUGCUUUUUUUGUUUACAAGACUGAGGAAGGUGCCAGGAUGUCGUUGAUGGAGCCAAUGAAGAUGAUUGAUGGGCAUCAGGUUAUGUGUAAAUUGGCUGGAGAUGGAAAGAAAGGCAAAACAGUGAAUCCCGUUUUACCUGGUGAGAUGGGUGGUGAUAGGAUGCCCGGUCCGAUGAAUUCGCAGUAUGGUGGGCCGAUGGGGAACUAUGGGAGUUAUGGGCCUGGGCCUAAUUCCGGUCCUGGAAUGGGAAUGGGGGCGGCUCAAGGUCCUGCUGGUGGCGGAUAUAGUUCUUCUGUUGGUGGGCCCUAUAGUGGGUCGCAUACACAGUAUGGUGGACCAGGCUCUGGGGAGUAUGGAUCGUAUCGGAUGCCACCACCACCGAGUUCUAUGGGAGUGCCGCCUUCAUAUCAAGAAAGCAGUGGUGGUUAUGGUAUUUCUUCGUCUGGUGGUGGGUAUAUGAACCAGAACCACCCUCCUUCACAGGGUCCUCAAGGGCCUCCACAAGGUCCUCCUAGUGGCAUGUAUCAGAGAAUGCCACCUUCCUAUUACUGAGGUAUGUGACAGCUCCUUGGGCGCAAAUUGCUUAAAUGGUUUUGGUGAUUUCGUUGAUUGCAGACAAAUGAAUGUGUCGUGUGCUUGAAUGGACUGCUGCACAUUUCUUGCUGCUACGUGACUUGCUGUGUAGUUUUUUAGCUGCAAAAGUGGUAGUUUUUGGUUGUUAUGUUUCACAAGAUAGACUGUGAUCUCUUUCCUCUUAUCCCUUUAGAAGGCUCCUUUGUCUAUAUGGAUUUCUUUUGGUGGCAAUGUGCUUUGUAUUUUCUGUUGGUUAUCUGAAGCAGAGUUCAUUUGCUACUUUUUAUAAUUAAUGUAACCUUUCACUUCCUAUUCCAGUUAGGUUUAUUAUGGUUGUGUUUGAAUCUUGCUAUCAGAUUCAUACAACUUGUGUCUGUAUUCUAUUUGGCAACCUGCAAUCUUUUAGUUUUGUUUCUUAUAUAAUGGCAGUGAAGUAUCCUUGCUGAGGUUCAUUCGAUCA
This is a messenger RNA of Beta vulgaris subsp. vulgaris (sugar beet), 1820 nucleotides long. RefSeq names its product UBP1-associated protein 2C. The record is from RefSeq and is a predicted model, not a curated record. Gene Ontology annotation, molecular function: RNA binding. The transcript has 2 exons. Bases 143 to 1339 code for a protein of 398 amino acids. Lineage: Eukaryota; Viridiplantae; Streptophyta; Magnoliopsida; Caryophyllales; Amaranthaceae.